UUAUUUACUAUCUUCGACGCUCCCGAAAUCGUGGAACAAAGCUCAGUGCCGUCAACGCGAAUAUCAACAAACACAGCACAAACGAAAAACAGAAUGUGAAAAACAAGUUAGAACCAGAAAAGAAAAACAGCAAAAUGGACUCAAUUUUCGUAGACAUUGGUGAAGGAUACAUGCAAGGAGAAUAUUUAGAUGAACAUUUAGAAGAUCUACUACCGGCCAACAUUCAUUCGAGCUGUUCUAUUGCUUUAGAACAAAUCACCUUCAGCGAAGCUAACAGCAAGCCUGAUCAAAAUGACCGUCCAGUGGAAUACAAGAGACGAAAGUAUAAUGUCCUCACCAUCAAAGAUAAGAACAUAGUCUGUGAAAGCCUUGCCUACAAAGUCAUUGGUUAGUUCUAGCGAAAAAACUGCACCCGGACGCAAGUCGUUGAAGGAGAGACUGACAAUUACACCUUGCAGCAAUGCAAGUGGUAGCCACAAAUUACCAUUACAAGUGCUUGGCCGCGCAUCAAAUCCUAGGUGCUUUAAAACGCAAGGCGUGCCUGAUGGGAUACACUAUUUUUCAAAUAAAAAAGCGUGGUAAACUAGUGCGACGUUUACUGAUUGGUCCUACUCCGUUUUCGUUCCUGAGAUCAAACGGAAGGCAGCUGCACAGAAUAGACCGACUAAUGCGCUUCUAAUUCUAGAUAAUUGCACCGCACAUUGCAGUAAAGAUAAGUUUCAAGUGGAUGACGCAGAAAUUCAGGUGAUCUUCCUUCCUCCAAAUGUGACAAGCUUUCUUCAGCCUAUGGAUCAAGGAAUCAUCAAUGCUUUUAAGGUUAUCUAUAAAUCGAAUUUUCUGCGCCGUGUUCUGUUAGAAACUGACAGCGAUCGCCCAGUUACAGAAGUUAUCAAAUCAUUUAGCCUUUAUGAUGCUAUUCAACUAGCGACUGAUGCGUGGGCCACUGUAACUCCAGAAACGAUUGCUAACUGUUGGCGCAAUCUCUUAAGUCAAGAUCAAAACUAUAACUCGUUCAACGAUUUCACAAUUUCUUCACCAACAAGUGACCCCCGCGUGUUGCUUUCUAAAGUAGUGCAACUCGUUGAUCCAAACUACGAACUGACCGAAGAAGAAGUUCAAGAGUGGCUAAGCAACUCAGACAACAUAGAUGUAGCGCAAAUAUAUACCGACGAGCAAUUGGCCAAGUAUAUUGCCUCUGGUGGUGAAUUUUUCGAGGCCGACCAUGAAGAGCAAGAUUGCGAUGCUAACGAAAGUGCUGAGGGUGAUCUUAGUACUUCGGUUAUAUGUACUCUUGGAGCAGUCAAUCCGAAAAACGCAAUGAUUAUAAGUAGGCUAUCAGCAUCAUGGAUGUACUCAAAAAUAUUCUUAUUGCUGUUGGUGAUGACCGUAAAUUAGUGGAAGCCGAAAAAUGGAAAAACGAAUAUGAAAAUGAAAUUAUUCGCCUUCUUGACGAAUAACAAUAGUGAAUUUUAAUUAAGUAUAUGGCAUGAUAACAAAAAUACAAAAUGAUUGAUUGU
Molecule: messenger RNA, 1517 nt
Organism: Toxorhynchites rutilus septentrionalis
Lineage: Eukaryota; Metazoa; Arthropoda; Insecta; Diptera; Culicidae
Product: tigger transposable element-derived protein 6-like
Exons: 2
Coding region: 787-1395 (202 amino acids)
Molecular function (GO): nucleic acid binding
Source: RefSeq, a predicted model, not a curated record